AUGCCCCUCUCAGGGGACAACUACCCCCGUGUGUCUUCUGGUCGUCCGGUGCCGUCCGGUUCCUAUCACCGCAGCUAUCCGAACCAUUAUCAUACACCCCAGCAACCAUCUGCUGACCCCGACCCAACGGACAGCAGUGCGACGGCUCCUAAGAAUGCGACCACACUGACGGUAUCGCGCGAAGGCGGUAAUCACUCCAGCCCUCUACUCUAUGGGAUAAUGUUUGAGGAAAUGGAUCAUUCAGGCGAUGGAGGUAUACACGGACAACUCCUCCAGAACAAUGGCUUCCAGGGCUCGACACUUGGGCUUACCGCGUAUAAACCUAUUGGUGAUGUGGAUAUUUCCAAUGACACGGUGUUUCCGGUCAGCAAGGCGAUCACCUCUUCCCUAACAGUUCAGGUACCCGAUGGCGAGACAAAAUACGUGGGUUUCGCCAAUACAGGCUACAAAGGGGUUCCGGUGGUGAACGCCACCUAUCAAAGUGAAUUCUGGAUGCUGGGCGAUUAUUCCGGCACGAUCAUUUUGCAGCUGGUCGGGUCGGAGAGCGGAGUUGUCUAUGCGUCUCACAACCUCACGGUAGAGAAUACUAGGGUGGAUUUCACCAGAUAUGAGACCAAGUUCAACUCCACCGCCUCUCCAGAUGGGAACAACGAAUGGCGCUUGCUAUUCGAUGGCUCGAAGGUCGCUGGGUCCUGGUUGAACUUUGGGCUGAUCCAACUAUUUCCUCCAACAUAUCAUUCUAGACAGAAUGGCCUUCGCGAUGACCUAGCUCGCACUGUCGAGGAAAUUAACCCCUCAUUCCUACGAUUCCCAGGAGGAAAUAACCUGGAAGGCCUUCAGAUCAGUAGCCGAUGGAUCUGGAAUCAGACUAUUGGGCCGGUGGUUGAUCGGCCAGGCAGAGAUAGUGAUUGGUGGUAUCCUAAUACCGAUGCUCUCGGUCUUGAUGAAUACCUAUGGUGGUGUGAAGAUGCAGGAAUGACUCCAAUUCUCGCAGUCUGGGAUGGUAAGUCAUAUGGCGGGAUUGUUUCUGGUCCGGAUCUCCAGCCAUAUCUCGACGAUAUCUUGGAUGAACUGGAGUACCUUCUUGGUCCUCCGAACAGCACCUACGGCAAGUUGCGAGCACAGAAUGGGCGUGAAGAUCCAUGGCAGAUUGGAUAUAUCGAGAUCGGAAAUGAAGACGAUCUGAGCGAUGGUUGCGACACGUAUCCCGACCGGUUUAUGCAAAUCUACAAUACAAUUCAUGAUCAAUACCCCAACGUCACCAUUAUCGUAUCCACUAUUGACGAAUCAUGCCUUCCCGAUACUAUACCCCCAGAUAUCAUCUACGAUUAUCAUUACUACCGCAUGCCAGACGACCUGGUUGCGAUGUUUAACAUAUGGGACAACCAGCCGCGGUCGCAACCGGUCAUCGUUGGUGAGUAUGGCUGUCGGAACACCAGCGAAGCGGACGGAGUAUUCUGGUCCUUCAUGCAAACCAGCUGCAGUGAAGCUGUCCAUAUGAUUGGUCUGGAGCGCAACAGUGACGUGGUAAAGAUGGCUGCCUACGCGCCUCUUUUACAGCAUAUUGGAUAUACACAGUGGUCGCCUACCCUGAUUGGAUUCGAUUCGAGUCCGGAAUCCAUUACACGAUCGACAUCAUUUUACGUGCAAAAGAUGUUCUCCACUAACCGCGGCACGACAAUACUCCCCGUCAAUUCAACGUCAGACUUUGGGCCGCUCUACUGGGGCGCAUCAAGAACGAACAGCACAUAUUAUGUGAAGCUGGCCAACUAUGGGGAGAACAACCAGACAGUCCAGGUGAAUGUGCCAGACACGAAAUCGGGGAUGCUGGAAAUGCUUUCGGGCCCCAAGGAAGCAUACAACACAGUCCAUAACAUUACCAUUGAGCCUACGGUCGACAAUAUCACGAGCUCUGACGGCAGCUAUUCUGUUGAAAUGGCCCCUUGGUCUGUUGCAGUUUUGGUUGUGUCGUAG
This is a messenger RNA of Aspergillus alliaceus, 1974 nucleotides long. Its product is annotated as alpha-N-arabinofuranosidase A. The record is from RefSeq and is a predicted model, not a curated record. The coding region runs from base 1 to 1974 and encodes 657 amino acids. NCBI's taxonomy places the organism in Eukaryota, Fungi, Ascomycota, Eurotiomycetes, Eurotiales, Aspergillaceae. Gene Ontology annotation, biological process: L-arabinose metabolic process. Gene Ontology annotation, molecular function: alpha-L-arabinofuranosidase activity. The transcript is spliced from 10 exons.